Messenger RNA from Diabrotica virgifera virgifera (western corn rootworm), 3932 nucleotides. Its product is annotated as ovalbumin-related protein X-like. The coding region runs from base 80 to 1252 and encodes 390 amino acids. The transcript is spliced from 5 exons. Gene Ontology annotation, molecular function: serine-type endopeptidase inhibitor activity. The record is from RefSeq and is a predicted model, not a curated record. Lineage: Eukaryota; Metazoa; Arthropoda; Insecta; Coleoptera; Chrysomelidae.
CUUUACCAAUAAUUGAUCCGGUCAGCAGUCUACAAACCAUACUGUAGUUUAUGUGAUCUGUGAAAACCGAAUUGUAAGAAUGCGUUACGUUGUAAUUGUUUUAGUAUGUGUAAUUUUUGGAUGUAAUGCUUAUAAUCAAUUUGAGAGCGUUCUUAAGGCCAAUAAUGAAUUUACAAUAGAUGCGUUUCAGGAAGUUGGGAAAACAUUUAACAGAAAUAACUUUAUGUUUAGUGGAGUGUCUGCGGAAAUCAUAUUAAGUUUACUUGCAAAUGGAGCUAGAGGAGAGACGCAAUAUCAAUUGUUAGAGAAUUUGAGAUUACCCACUGAUAUAGAAGGUGUCAAUACAGCAUACACUAAUAUAACACCGCGCCUCAAUAUAGAUCAAACACUGGUCAAAUUAUUUUCAGCAAACAAAAUAUAUUUAGCUCAAAACUUUUUAAUUAGUAAAGAAUUUAACGAUACUGCCGUUAAUAUUUAUGAUGCAGAAGUACAGAACCUAGACUUUGAGAAUGCACAUGAGGCAGCUAACACGAUCAAUAGCUGGGUUGAACAAAAAACUAACAACAAAAUUAAAGAUCUCAUUGAUUCUGAAACGUUAACAUCUGACACGAAAUUAGUAUUAGUCAAUGCUUUAUACUUCACAGGACAAUGGAAGAAUCCUUUCCCAGUAGAUAAUACUGCUGAUAUACUGUUCCACAGCUCACCUACAGAAUCACAAAAAAUCCCCACCAUGCAAAACGAAGGAAUCAUUAAGUAUGCAUACAAUGAAAAACUUAAAGCUAAAUUUUUGGAGCUUGAAUUCGCCGACGGAAAUAUUAGUAUGACGUUUGUUUUACCCGAUGCAAUAAAUGGACUGGCAGAUGUCGAACAAAACAUGGCGAAAUAUUUGGCUCCUCAAAAGAUGAAUCCAUCUGCUGUUAUAGUAACGCUGCCCAAAUUCAGAAUAGAAACAACAAUUAAUUUUACAUCCAUCUUAGAAUCGUUGGGAAUUACAGAUAUAUUUGACGAUGCUGACCUUACUGGAAUCGCCGAUGCUAGAAUUCAGGUCUCCCAAGUUAACCAAAAGACAUUUAUUGAUGUUAAUGAGUAUGGUGCCGAAGCUGCAGCUGCUACAGCAGUUUCCAUCGACAGUCGUAAUGCCGGACCCCAGAAAAAAUUUCAAGCUGACCAUCCUUUCCUGUUUUAUAUCAAAGAUAAUGAUCUUGGGCAAAUAAUUUUUGCAGGAAGAUUUACGAAUAAAGAAAUACAUUAACUUUACUUGAAUAUGUAUAUAAUUUGGUCCCUAUACAAAAUCUAAAAAUAUACAAAAACACGUAAAAUUUAUUUAUGAGGGGGACGUUUUAUAGACCAGUUUUCAACUAAAUUACACUAACCCUCUAGCGGGGGCGGACACAACCCCCAAAAUCUUUAAUGGAAAGGGGGGUUGAGUGAUACCUCAUUUUAAAGGUCGUUUGAUUACCUUUUCAAAAAUACCAUAUACAUUAUAUUUCUUUUCAGUAAUUUUAAUUUUUUUAUAAUUAAUUUUAAUAACUAAAUAUCGAGUUCAAAACUCCAGAAUUUUUUUUGGAGUAUUGAACUCCAAAUUGAAUUAUUUUGGGGUGUUAAAGUAUUUAGAGUACUUUUUUGAAGUAUUUUUGGAAAAAUCAAGUAAAACCGUAAAGAUAUUAAGUAUAGAGUUCAGAACUCCAAAAUUUUUUAGAGUAUUGAGUCCAAGAUUUUUCCAAAAGUACCGAAAAGAAAUAUAAGGUAUGUGGUAUUUUUGAAAAGGUAAUCUAAUGACCUUCAAAAUGAGGCAUCACUCAACCCCCCUUUCCAUUAAAGAUUUUGGGGGUUGUGUCCGGCCCCGCUAUAGGGUUGAUGUAAUUUAGUUGAAAACUGGUCUACAAAAUGGGACAUCUUGGAUUUUAAAGCACCCUAUGUAACGCACAGCCGGCACAGCUGAAUGUGGCUGGAUUUUUAUGUUUGUGCAUCACAGUGUUGCCAUGCUGUUUUCUAUAUAUUUCUUUCAUAAUUUCAAUCAAUGUUAAAUGCACCUACAAGAAUAAUUGAAUAAUAACAUUUACUUCUCCGUCAUUGUACUAGGUAUAACGACAAAUGAGGUGUCAAAUUAAAGCUUAUAAUCCAAGGAUAGUACUAAAGGUAAAAAAUUAGACCUAGGUUGUCUGUCCGUCUGUCUGUCUGACCGCGAAUAUAACUCCUCCGUCACUAUACCAGGUAGAAUGACAAAUGAGGUGUCAAAUGAAAGCUUAUAAUCCAAGGCUGGUACUGAAGGUGAGAAAUUUGACAUAGGUUGUCUGUCCGCCUCUCCGUCCGACCGCGAAUAUAACUCUUGCGUCACUAUACCAGGUAGAAUGACAAAUGAGGUGUCAAAUGAAAGCUUAUAUUACAAGGAUGGUACUAAAGGUGAGAAAUUUGACAUAGGCUGUCUGUCCGCCUGUCCGUCCAACCACGAAUAUAACUUAUCCGUCACUAUAGCAGGUAGAAUGACAAAUGAGGUGUCAAAUGAAAGCUUAUAAUAGUGAGAAAUUUGACAUAGGCUGUCUGUCCGUCUGUCCGUCCGACUGCGAGUAUAACUCAUCCGUCACUGUACCAGGUAGAAUGACAAAUGAGGUGUCAACUGAAAGUUUAUAAUCCAAGGAUAGUAGUAAAGGUGAGAAAUUAGACCUAGAUUGUCUGUCCGUCUGUCUGUCUGUCCGCGAAUAUAACUCCUCCGCCACUAUACCAGGUCGGACGGACAGGCGGACAGACAGCUUAUGUCAAACUUCUCAUCUUUAGUACCAUCCUUGGAUUAUAAGCUUUCAUUUGACACCUCAUUUGUCAUUCUACCUGGUACAGUGACGAAGGAAUCAUAUACGCGGUCGGACAGACAGACGAACAGACAGCCUAGGUUAAAUUUCUCACCUUUAGUACCAUCCUUGGAUAAGCUUUUAUUUGACACCUCAUUUGUCAUUCUACCUGGUAUAAUGACGUAGGAGUUGAGUUUGCAAACAGACAGACAAGACGGACGGACGGACAGACGGACGUGGACAAUUCAAUGUUUUCACAUUUCUUCAAAAUUGGUGAAAACAACAACAUAAUAAACUUUACUUAAUUGGUGUUUCAAAACUACUUACUUUUAACACAUUAGGUACAAAUAUUACAAGGUUUCUAGCAAGUUAAACGUCACAAUGAUUUAAAAUAAUGAAGUAAAAACCUAUAUAUACAUAACAUAUUAGAACAUAUCUAAAAUACACAAAAAUGAUACAUUUCACACACAAAUAUAAUAUCACAAAAAAUUGUAACAUGAUAGUAUGAAAAAAUAGAGGAUACGGCAACGGUGUUACAUGUAAUGGUCGGACCGGGCCGGAUACAAUGCCAAUAUCUACACAGACAUAUUAGGGUGCUUUAGUAUCCAAGAUGUCCACAAAAUGUCCCCCUCACAAAUAAAUUUGACGUGUUUUUGCAUAUUCUUAGAUUUUAUAUAGGGACCAAAUUAUAGGGGGUGGCAACUUUUUAAAUUGACACACUGUAUGUAUACGUAUAAAUAUGUAUGAAUAUAAUAUGGUAAAUAAUAAAUAUUGUCAGAAUAAGCUCCUGAAACUGAUGUCUAUUGUUAUCUCUAAUUGAAUCGUUUAUUUCAGAAACCCGUCAAGUGCAGUUUUUCAUAUUUUUGGUAAAUGAAGAAAAACUGUGUAUUUCUCACAAAACUAAAAAUUUGUGAAAUUUUAAGAAAAAUACUUAACAUCUUCCUAAAUCAAAUCCAUAGUUCAUUAUGUGUUAAUAAUUUCCAAUUAAAUAAAAAAAAAAUAAUUUUUUUCACUUGACUGGUUUCUGCAAUAAAACUGGUAAAAAACCUUUUUGGGCAAUUUUUUCCAGUUUUAGAAUAGGAAAUAAAAUAAAUAACAAUUUUAUAAACUUAUUUUAUUAUUAUAAUAAAGAAAUAGUAAUAUAAA